Messenger RNA from Staurois parvus, 412 nucleotides. NCBI's taxonomy places the organism in Eukaryota, Metazoa, Chordata, Amphibia, Anura, Ranidae. The record is from the annotation of a GenBank genome assembly.
AUGCAGACUGCUUCUACAAACACUUUUGUGAAAAAACUGUGCAAUAAGUCCAUCCGUGAAAUUUCCUUGCUACUAAAUAUUCCAUGGUCAACUGUUAGUGGUAUUAUAACAAAGUGGAUGAACUGGGAACAACAGCAACUCAGCCGCAAAGUGGUAGGUCACGUUAAAAUGCCAGAGCGGGGUCAGCGCAUGCUGAAGUGCACAGUGCGCAGAAGUCGCCAACUGUUUGCAGAGUCAGUAACUAAAGAUCGCAAACUUUGUUUGGCCUUCAGAUUAGCACAACAGCAGUGCAUAAAGAGCUUCAUGGAAUAGGUUUUCCUUGACCAAGCAGCUGCAUCUAUGCCUUACAUCACCAAGUGCAAUGCAAAGCAUCGGAUGCAGUGGUGUAAAGCACGCUGCCACUGGACUCUAG